Molecule: messenger RNA, 270 nt
Organism: Soboliphyme baturini
Lineage: Eukaryota; Metazoa; Nematoda; Enoplea; Dioctophymatida; Soboliphymatidae
Source: the annotation of a GenBank genome assembly
AUGCUGGAAACAGUGGCAUGGCAGAAGGUGGAUAGACAGACUAGCCGGAUGUCAACGACAGAUGACCGUAUGAGGAAUGUAAGCGUGCAUAAGACUGACUCGUCUGCGAUGACAGCAACUUACGAUUCGGGCACGGCUGGGACCGAUGAUGGAUUAGCGUUCACCGGUGCCCACCAGUGUCGAUCCAUCAUCGACAAAGACAACAGCAUUUCAGCCACCGACACGAUGUCGUGCAUGCAUGCGCGACCUUAUAAGCCACUUUUGGAAUAA